This is a messenger RNA of Dictyostelium purpureum, 788 nucleotides long. RefSeq lists its product as uncharacterized. Gene Ontology annotation, biological process: protein folding. The annotation marks the transcript as partial. NCBI's taxonomy places the organism in Eukaryota, Evosea, Eumycetozoa, Dictyosteliales, Dictyosteliaceae. Gene Ontology annotation, cellular component: endoplasmic reticulum; endoplasmic reticulum membrane. The record is from RefSeq and is a predicted model, not a curated record. The transcript has a single exon. Gene Ontology annotation, molecular function: calcium ion binding.
AUUUAUAUAAAAUUUAAAAUAUAAAUCAAGGAUGAGAUUAUUAUUAAAAUUAUUAAUUUUAUCAAUAGUUUUUAAUUUAUGUAAAUCAUUUACCCCAUCAAAAGAUACAUUAUUUUUUGAAGAUUUUCAAGAUGUAAGUAAAGAUAAUAAAUGGGUAAAAUCAAGCAACACUGAUUACAGUGGUGUAAUUGAGUUCAAAGCCGCUAAUGACCCAGUUGAUGCAAAUGAUACAUCAAUGGUAUUCACUGAAUUAGCAAAGAAAUAUGCAAUCACCUCAAAAUUAAACAAACCAAUCAUAAAUAAAGAUAAAGAUUUAAUUGUACAAUAUGAAGUUCAAUUCCAAGAAGGUAUCACUUGUGGUGGUUCAUACGUCAAGUUAUACUCUGAAAGUGAAAAAGAAUUUGAAGCUGAUCAAGUUAAAUCCGAUACUCCAUACAGCAUUAUGUUUGGUCCAGAUGUUUGCAACCCAAACAAUCGUAUUCAUUUCAUUGUUCGUCACCAAAACCCAAUUACUAAAGAAUACGAAGAGAAAUUAAUCACUGCCAAACCACCAGUUAGAACUGAUAAAAUUUCACAUGUCUACACUCUUCACAUUAGACCAGACAACACUUUCUCAAUUCUUGUUGAUGGUGAAUCCGUUUUAGAUGGUAAUUUCCACGAUGCCUUCACUCCAGCUUUCAAUCCACCAAAACAAAUUGACGAUCCAACUGACAGCAAACCAAGUGAUUGGGUUGACCAAGCCGAAAUUCCAGAUCCAAAUGCUGUUAGACCAGAUGAUUGGGAUGAAA